Molecule: messenger RNA, 1324 nt
Organism: Ectocarpus siliculosus
Lineage: Eukaryota; Phaeophyceae; Ectocarpales; Ectocarpaceae
Source: the annotation of a GenBank genome assembly
UCGCCGCAACCCCCGCCCGCUCCCCGCAAGACGACGAAGGGUCGGCUGGUUAUCUCCCGGCAGAGCAUGGAGACGGCCUUCGCGGCUGUGUGCAAGGCCUACGUGCCAAGACCGGGGCAGCCGAUGAGCCGCACGAGGGAAGAGGUCACCGCGCUGGCGCAGCACGACAGGCACGAGCAGGCGCUGGUGACGAACGUAAUUCUCCCCAAGGACAUCGGGGUGACGUACGACAUGAUCGGGGGCCUGGGCGGGGCGAAGGAGCUGCUGCGGCAGUGCAUCACGUACCCCCUGCGGUUCCCCCACCUGUACAGCGAGGGUAUCGCCAAGGAGGCCGUCAAGGGGGUGCUUCUCUUCGGUCCUCCCGGUGGACGGGGAAGAACGAUGCUCGCGAAGGCGGUCGCCACUGAGGGGGGCGCCACUUUCCUCAGCGUGGACGCGAGCGUGAUCGAGAACAAGUGGCUCGGGGAGAGCGAGAAGAACGCACGAGCGGUCUUCACCCUGGCCAGGAGGCUUGCGCCGUGCGUAAUCUUCAUCGAUGAGGUGGACUCGGUGCUGAGCAGCCGAGAGAAGUACGACGACACCACCCACGGCACCCUGACCAGCGUGAAGACCACCCUCAUGCAGGAGUGGGACGGGCUCCGCACGGGUGGUGACCGCGUGGUCGUGAUCGCCUCCACCAACCGACCCUUCGACCUAGACGAGGCGGUGCUGCGACGACUGCCGAGGAGGAUCCUCGUAGACCUACCCGACGCGGAGACUCGAGAGGAAAUCCUGAAGGUGUCCAUGGCUCAGAAUAGAGUGGACGCCAGCGUGAACUUCACGGCCAUCACAGAGGAGCUGGAGGGGUUCACCGGGAGCGACAUCAAGGAGGUGUGUCGCGAGGCAGUGGUGCGCAUCGCCCACGAGAAGGCCCAGGAGCUAGACAGGGCCGGGGUCAACGGGGUGAGGGAGGAGGUCGAUCUGACGGCACAGCUGAGGCCGGUGACGAUGGACGACUUCUGGGAGGCCAGGAAAAAGUUAACUGCAAGCGUGAGCGAGAAGGGGCGAGAGUUGUCUAGGGUAUGGGAGUGGAACGAGGAGUACGGGGAGGUGAAAAAGAAGCGACCGGACGCAUCGGCGCAUCACCUCUCCAUGUACCUGUGAUUGAUUCGGCUGGAGGUGUAUCUAAAGUUAGGACGGCGGGGUACGUGCGUGGAAACGCUUAGAGAUACACGCUUAGUUUCCGUGGUUGAACGGCUAGCGCCGACGCUGUUUGCCGGUAGAUGGUCAAUGUCACGCGCGUUGCUUAUCAGAGUUACGGAUCGAAAAUCGGAACAGUAUUUGU